Messenger RNA from Phoenix dactylifera (date palm), 1550 nucleotides. RefSeq names its product putative strigolactone esterase DAD2. The record is from RefSeq and is a predicted model, not a curated record. NCBI's taxonomy places the organism in Eukaryota, Viridiplantae, Streptophyta, Magnoliopsida, Arecales, Arecaceae.
GGAGACUGACCACCACCAUUACCACAAGCUCCUUAAAAACGAUGAAGAGGCAGUGAGGUCAGACACAGAGAGAGGGUAGUCUCACAAAAAUCAUCCUCUUCCAACUCCUAACAUAACAAAAAAUAGAGAAAGAAAGGAUGUAAUUAAGAAGAUACUGUGGAGCAGAGUACAGUGGGAUGGAAGGAAAGGACCAAGAUAAGAAAGAUAUUGUGGUCUGGAUAAUUAGCCAUCAAAAGCUUUUUUUUAGGAGGAGAAGAAUAUAAUUGAGUGGGGAAAUAGCCCACAAACCCUUUCCCCUCUGCAGUUUAUAUACCCCAAUGCCCAUCUCAGUAUCAGCCAACCCCACAUCUAUCCAAUUUAGAUCACAUCACAGCUCCAAAAUUGGCCUUCUCCACUAUUGGUGAACCCAUACCAUAUAUUUGGGAAAAAAAACAAAAGAAAUCCAUCAAUAGGAAGGGAGUCCAACUACGGAGGAAGAUGGGAGGAAGCAACAGCAACUGGAGCAGCGGCGGCGCCACCGGCAGCAAGCUGCUGGAGAUGCUGAACGUGAGGGUAGUCGGCAACGCCGACCGGCCGGCGCUGGUGCUGUCCCAUGGCGUCGGCACCGACCAGUCGGCGUGGAACCGCAUCGUCCCUUACUUCCAGCGCGACUACCGCAUCGUCCUCUACGACCUUGUCUGCGCCGGCAGCGUCAACCCCGACCACUUCGACUUCCGCCGCUACGUCACCCUCGACGCCUACGUCGACGACCUCCUCGCCAUCCUCGACGCCCUCCGCAUCGACCGCUGCUUCUUCGUCGGCCACUCCGUCUCCGCCAUGAUCGGCAUCCUCGCCGCCAUCCGCCGCCCCGACGCCUUCCUCAAGCUCAUCCUCAUCGGCGCCUCUCCCAGGUUUUUGAAUGACGAGGAGUACCAUGGAGGAUUCGGGGAGGGGGAGAUAGAGACGGUGCUCGCGGCAAUGGAGUCGAACUACGAGGCGUGGGUGAGGGGGUUCGCGCCGCUGGCGGUGGGUGCAGACGUGCCGGCGGCGGUGAGGGAGUUCAGCCGGACGCUGUUCAACAUGCGGCCGGACAUCACCCUGUUCGUGUCGAGGACGGUGUUCAACAGCGACCUGCGCGGGGUGCUGGGGCUGGUGCAGGUGCCCUGCGUCAUCGUACAGACGGCCAAGGACGUGUCGGUGCCGCUCUCCGUCGCCCGCUACCUUAAGGACCGCCUUGGCGGCCGGACCACCAUCGAGGUCCUCCACCACACCGAGGGCCACCUCCCCCACCUCAGCGCCCCCGCCGCCCUCGUCCCCGUCAUCCGCCGCUCCCUCUCCCGGUGACCGCCCGCCGCCGCCCGCCGCGACCGGCCAUCACCACCAAUAUAGCCACCAUUAUAUUAAAUAUAGUGCUGUUUGGCUGAUGACACGUGGAGAAUAAGGCGUGGUGUCUUGGGUCGUUGCGCUGGAUAAAUUAUAUUUAUCUCAAAGAGUGGCCCACGUGGAGGUCACGUGAUAUCGACUUUGUCUUAACCCUUUUUUUUUUUUCCGAAAAAAAAAGUCUUUGGGCA